CAGCGCUUGUACGUGCCGCUCUUUGCUCUGUCGCGACCGACACUGUGUCCGUAACUGGUGUUCGGAAAAUUGUGCAUGUGCGUUUUCCGACGAGAGCAGUGUGUGUGCUAGUGAGAUGUGCUGUUGUUUUCUAGGAUCGGUUUACACGCAGAGCAUCAACUAGCCCGAAUGAGAACAAAGUGCUGGAGCGCUAAAAUUACUAAAAGAAACAGUUACAUACUAGCGCGUAGCAUACUUAUUGUUUAACUUCAAUCGAUUAUACGUGUAGCAACGAGCGUUUAGCCGCGCCGUUGUCGACAGCGAUAUCGAUAAAGAUACGUCGCGUCGUGCGCGUUCUAAUCUCCUGUCGCUGCUAGUGUCAGUGCUUGCCGGAGUCGCGCGACUCGGCCAGCACGCCCCGACACAGCCGUGGAUAACCUCGGCCAGAGCCCCCUUCCGGUGAAGAGGCUGCACGAAGCGCUUCAGAGUGCGCAAGUGAAGCGGCAGCGGCUCUCCCCCCCGUACCCCAACCCUUCAUCCCUCCACCCCAUACACCAGCUGGCCGUGCAUCAGCAUAUCAAAGUGCAGCAGAGCAUAGUGCAGCAGAGCAUCGUGCAGCAGCACCAGUUGAAUCUGGCCCAUCAGUCGCUGCAGAACCUGCAAGCGCAGAGUUUGCAAGCGGCCCAGCAAAGCCUUCAAGCGGCUCAGAACCUGCAAGUAGCGCAAGGGCUACAGGCGCAGAAUCCCGCUUCAGUGGGCGGCGUAGGUACGCAGCAGGGGGCAGGAGCGACACAAGGCGCCCUGGUGCCACCACAGCAGCCGUCGCCGCGGGCUGCGUCUCCGCAGCACAAGAACAUGGAGCUAGCGUUGUGCCAGAGCAUGGACUCCGUCAACACCGCCACCACUGAGGAAGAGGUGCGGACAUUAUUCGUGAGCGGACUGCCCAUGGAUGCAAAACCACGCGAACUCUAUCUACUAUUUCGAGCAUACGAAGGUUAUGAGGGUUCGCUGUUAAAGGUUACAAGCAAAAAUGGAAAGACUGCAUCUCCAGUCGGCUUUGUCACAUUUCACACUCGGGCUGGAGCCGAGGCGGCUAAACAAGACCUUCAGCAGGGCGUCCGGUUCGACCCCGACAUGCCGCAAACGAUUCGGCUGGAGUUCGCUAAAAGCAACACGAAGGUCAGCAAGCCGAAGCCGGCAGUUGCCACAGCCGCGCCAGCUGCACACCCUGCAUUGAUGCACCCACUCACUGGACACUUAGCCAGUCCGUUCUUCCCCGGUGGAGGGGCAGAGCUGUGGCAUCACCCGCUGGCAUACGGAGGAGAACUGCCAACCCUGUCGCACGGGCUCGUCCACCCCGCCAUCCACCCACAGAUGGCGCCCACCCCGUUGACGCUAGGCGCUUGUGUACUCCCCGCGCCAGCGUUGGGUUCGCCGGGUGCCGCGGUGCCGGGCCACGGGCCCGCGCCAUCCGCGCACCCUGCGCACCCCUCGCAUCCUGCGCCGCCAUGUUCUACGCUAUUCGUCGCCAACCUUGGCCAAUUCGUAUCCGAGCAUGAGCUCAAGGAGAUAUUCAGCAGCUGUCCGGGUUUCUCGCGGCUGCGGCUUCUGACGGGCGGUAGCGGCGGCGGAUCCGGCCCGGUCGCGUUCGUGGACUUCCUAACUCCGAGCGACGCAGCCACCGCCAUGGCCCGUCUGCAGGGCGCACUGCUCCUCAGCUCAGAGGGGGCCAUCCACCUCGAAUACGCGAGGCAUAAGUUGGCACACAACGGCUGGAUACUCGCACAUGAAGGAGCCAAAAACGGAGAAGAGGUCGAACAGCAUUAGUUCGUUCGUGGCACUCGGCACUUGACAACCAGCUAACUGAGGGACGCGCUAUCUUGAUCCUCGGCAACGCAUCGGAAGCGGACCACAUCUGGGAGAGGGAGCCCCGCUUUGCUACGACGUGUGCUCGCAUUACUAGCGACGGAUCAAGAGUACAACACCAGGUUCACUAGCAACGACCCCUACACAUAAAUGUACAUUAGCAAACGCUCUCAUCUCCCAAUUAUUGUUUUCCUCACGACUAGCGUCUGAGGUGUGGUGUAUUUUGUUGAUACCAAAUUUAGCAUAAAAUUUAUUAUUAUUAUUAACAUUCCAGUUAUAUUGUUUACCGUUCUCGAUGCAAAUAUUAUUUAAAAAUUUAAUUGUGUAUCGCGUUUAUUUUAUAAUUCAAUGAAUGUAAUAUAAGAUUUAUUUACAAUUAACUUAUAGUAUGGUGAAGUUUGUACAUUCGUUUCUACGCGACCGAUGUGUAGCAUCAGAGAGGAUUUGUUAUGGAUAUAGUGUAAUAUCAGAAAUUAAUCACUCUAGGAUAUAUCACAUUCGAAUAAGCUAAAAACCAAAGGUGCCCUUCAUAGAAAGAUUACGUUUUGUUGAUAAUAUUUCAAGUUGAAUGAUUUUAAAUGAAGUUGUAUGUAAUAAUAACAAUACUUUUGUUUUAGUCUCGAUAAUAUUAGCAUAUUUAAAUGAAUUUUCAUGACUAUCUCAAAUUAUAUUUACCUAAUGCUUUUUUAGUAAUUUUUAUAAUGUUCAAUCACUCGUUAAAGCGCUGGCACUCUAGCGUUGGUCUUACGAUCCUUUCUAUCUGUAAAUGAAUAAAUUAAAAUUGCAAUUAAUGUAAAAUUGUAACUAGUUGAAGCGAAACGAGCCGCCCUCGGUGUCGCUCCGUGAAGUGCAAUACAUUACUGAUCGCACCGCACUCGCUCUUGCAUCGCAUCGUAUUCCCUAUUCUUACCAUUUCUCCUAUCUUAUCACACCCUUAAUUCCGUGAUGCACAUGCCGGUAAAAUGACCGCCGGACAAACGAAAGAAGUAUGUAUAAAAUAACACACUAUGUAGCACUCCACAAAAACUUUUAAAAGAACAGAUUACAAACGAAAACUUAUCUAGAUGUGGGUGCAAAUAGCCGGUCUUACGGGUAUAACGCGAUCCCUUCCAGACAACCUUCAGGCUCGUGAGAAGAAUUUCAAAGAAGCUUCAUAUGUUGAAUUAAAUAACUCUACACAUGUAGCAGCAAUUUAUAGAAAUUAUUUUUGUGUUUUAGAAAGCACAACACAGUGGAAAAAUCAUACUUCAGAGAAUCACCGAUACGGUUAAAUCUCCGUUAUUUACCACACGCAUUGAGAGGUUUUAUUUUUAAAAUAAUAUAGUUUGUGCUCACACUGUGUUAAGAUGCAAACUUUUUUUCUCUCUCGCGUAUUUAAUCGGCUUUGCUUGCAAAUAAGUUACAGCCAACAUGACUUCGUCCAACACAAAUGACAAUUUUAAAGAACGUCAAAUACUUAGAUCUCUGAGGCAAAGCCAAGAUAUUUCGAAUUAUUGUCCAUUUGAUUAUUAAACUAUGAAAUGAUAUUGCAGUGCCUAAAAUUAAAAUGAGACUCAAUGGUAAAUCGUUUUUUGGCGAUUACGUCGAAUAAUCUAAGCACCCAUGGAUUCCGAUAACGAAUAAUCUAAUAAUGAAAGUACGAAGCAACUGAUAUUGUAACAACGAAUGCACGUCGAAAAAAUUUACAACUACUCAAACAAAAGUUUUUAGAAUGGUUAUAAGAAAUUGCCACUAAGGCUACAAAAGCUUCCGUUUACGUCACAAAGUGCUCUUACCUAAUUACCUUAAAUGUCACGUAGUUUGGUGUGAAGUUUAUCGUUGUCAGGAGCAGUCGUUGUGCCAUGAUUCAUAAUAAUAUUUUAUCGUUUGUAUGACUUUCGUUGCUUCGUUCUUUCGUUAUUGAAAACUCGCUAUGGUGAAAUAUUGGGCGCAUCAUAUUUCAAGGCCUUCGGGAACCCGGAACAUUUUUUACCGAUGCAUGUGUGUAGCGGUCUUAUGUCUUGUGCCUUGCGAAUAUAUUAAUCAAAAAUAUAAAUCCUUUUAUCUAAAUACUGUUGGGUUGAUCGGCGUAUAUUAGGAGUAUGAGUAUAUGGUGUACAUAUUACGCCAUCAAUUAUUAUUAGUAUACGAUGCGACGGAGUUGAGUAUGGUUCAGUCUUGUUGCGAGAAUUUAGCCUUGGCCUUAUGAGAGUAAAAUAACUAUAUGUAAUCAUUAUAUUAAUUAUUAGUAUUAAUAAAUGGCGAACGCGCCAUGCUGAAUAGUGAAACAAUAUUCUAUUUGCAUGCUUUGACGAGCUUUUUGGUAAUGUACUAAUUUAAAAUUUAGUAGUUACUUUAAUUGUGUAAUCUUUAGGUGAAUAUUAUAUAAUUAGAUAAGGGUAUUUAUUGUAGAUGAUCAGUAUAGUUACAUUAAUGUUAAUUGAAAAGUUAUUCAUACAUUAUAUCGAAACAGUGUAAUGAAGUUAAAUUAACUGUGUUAGGUUUAAUCAAAUGGAAGAUUUAAUAUAUUUUUAUUUUUAGCUAGUUGACUAUCGCAUGCAGAAUAACUUAAGCUUCGUACUAAGCGAGCGAUUUGUUACGACGCAGCGGACUGCUAUGCCGAGAGGCAAACGCUCUACGUGAAAACGAUAUGGUUCGUAGCACCUUUACGAAUAAACGUUGAUAGUAAGAGAUUGCAUACUCGCAGGCCUCGAUAGUUUUCAAAUAUGGAAAUAUAUAGUCAGUAAGAAUUCACUUUUAUCUUCAUUCCAAAGCUGAAGUCAGUCCAUCUAGUACCAGAUAUCCUACCGGACGCUGCAAACUAAGAUCUAUUUUUGACGAUAUUUUUAUUCUUUAAUUAAAAACUAUCGUCGCUAGCGAGGUUUACAAUUUUGUGCUAAAGGUAUUGUUCGAAUAAAAUUGCGUUUUGCUGCAUCGCAAUAAAUCGCUCACGUGGAAUGUAAUGUUAGUUACCCAUUCGUUCGAAAGGGGUGACAUUAAGUACACUUCGAUGCGAAAUAGCAAUAAACCAAAAAAUGAAUUCUUAAUGUUUAUAUUAUAGGUAUCUAGAAAAGUAUUCUGCUGAUGUAAACAUGUAAAAAUUAUACAAAAAAAAGUAAAAAAAAAAUCCCUGCUUAGGCUAUUAUUAUAAGGUUUCUGAUAUUCGGGUUGAAAUCUUGACGCGACAGUUAUCAAAGGAUUUAUUCACGAAAUUGUCGUUCAGAGGCCGGAAAAUCCGCAUGUGAAAUUCUUAUGAAAUUCUCUUAGUCAAUAUUUAAUAGAAAUAUGUCAAUUUUUGACUUAGCAAAAUUUUAUACGUUAUUUAUAGUAACUGUAACUUUCACGAUAAUAUACCGAGCGUCAUGGCGUAUAGACCAAAGAUGAAAGAUAUACAUAAUUUUAAUACUAACCUCAGACCGUACCAAACAUUAUUUGUUGACUCGCAUACUGGCGAAAACUAUUAUUACUCGUAUAUCAAUAUUUUUGUACAGAGAACCUAAGCUCUCUAAUUUGACGUUCUCUGGCGUAAAAAAAUACAAGAGGUUUUGUAUUAUCUAUCAUAUUAUAUACUUUCUUAGGUAUUAUAUUUCUUUUUAUAAAUCAAAUAUUAAAUUUUUAAUAUUUCAACACAUUUAACAAAUGAGUAUAUAUUGCCAGUGCGUGAAGUCGGCUUUAGUUAAAUUUGUUAGCUAAUAACUAAAUAUAAUAAUUACGAACUAUUUGUUACAAAUAUGUUCAAUUGAUAUAAUUAAUUGUUAUUAUAAUUUCCCAGAAAUCCUAAAAUAAACAAUCAAAAAUCUCGGUUUCCCGCGUAUUCGUGUUUCAAUGUCGGUUUUUAAUAAUUAAGCUAAGUCAGUGUUUACUUAUUUAAUUCGGUAAUAUAAUAAUAUAUUAUAAUGAUAAUUCGUAUGUAAGUAAUCGUGUAAUAGUGUAGUAGAGAUCUCCCAAACCUUCGGCGCCCGGCGUCCCCGACCGCGGAAAAUACAACGAAAGAUUUAUAAAGUUUAUAUUCCAUUAUUUUUCCAAGCAUCGUGGUAAUUAAAGGUGAAAAAUGUUUAGUUUCUUUCAUAUAAAGUUAUCAGUUAAUUUGAUACAAUUUUUCAACAAGAUGAUUUGGUCUUUCAGUAUUAAAUUCUGAGGCCCUGGUAAAAAACUAAAGUGCCAUGGGUAUUCGAGUGCGAAACGUAACGUAACGUAAUGCAAAAAUAAUUAUUGAACAGUUUUUAGAAUCGUUGUCGUAAUAACUCAACUUCAAUCACGAUCACCGACUUGAAAACAAACAAAGCUAAAAGAGAUAUAACAGGUUGACAUCAAAAUGGCUGAUUCUAAACUUAUCCAGACUAUUAACGCCUCAUAUUUAUCAUGAAUAAUAAAGUAAGUAGACCAUGCUCAUCGAAAUUUUAGUGGAAAAAAAAUAUAUCACCAAUAAAUUAAUUCUUCCAUCUGAAGAUUUCUACUAAGAAUGAGUAUUUAUUUCGGACGUAAGAUGAGAAUUUUUUAUCUUAAAUUACCACUGCUGUAUUCUUGGUAUAAAAUUUAUACGCUCGCAAUUAUAGAAACGUUUUCGAGCAUCAAAGCACUGUAAUGACUAAGUAAAAUGGAACUUAACAACGUUAAGAUAAAGCUCUUACACUCUCUGGGUAGAGCUGGCAAGUUUAGAGAUUCCAAAGCGAGUUGAAUAAGAUUCGGUUUAACGUACACAGCAUUUCGAUAUUCGAAAACGAUCCCACGAAUGCGACGUGCAAAAUUCAUACUAAGGGUACUGAACAUUCGUUUAGGUUUUGUCUAUCUGCCAUUUAGUUAUAUUGUGUAUUUAUUUGCAUGGUGUAAAAAUGGCAGUGGAGUGAGCAAGAUCGCGCGGGACGUCGGCGUCGCCACGAUUCCGUCCAACCGUAGCUAGCGAGUAAGAGACGUCCAGUGGCUGCGGAUCCACGGCUACGUCAUUUGCGGGACUACUCGAUACAUAUCAACGUGUAAUAUUAAUGUGUAAUUAGAAUUUAAAAAAGCGGUUUCAUAGAGACUUUUAUUCAGUAUCCUCGUCUAACUACUUGUAUAAUGCAAUCGGCUGUAUGUCACGCUAAAUCGGUGUCGAGUUUUCUUUGUCGGGUUGCGCUUCGCAUUCUUCGUCUUCAAAUAUUUUCGCUUGGGUAUUACUUUACAUAGAAGGCAUUUGGCACGGUGGUGGUCGUUCCGUUAAAUUCGUAUCGUAUCGUAUCGUCGAAUCGAGUAGAUUGUUUUCGGAGUGUCGGCUGUGGCCGCGUGACAUAGGCCCGUAUGUGAUAGGGUAGGGUAGCGGUGUAGUAACGCCUUGCAAGUUAGGUUAAGUGAAGCGGUAUCAAACAAACGCCGUGUACCGGAAACAUAUCAAUUCUGUGCCCCUUAAUAAAUAAUUAAAUACUAAUCUAAGAGAUACAUAUGAAUAGCAUAAAACAAAAUAAUCGUUCGGAGUAACAAAUAAAUACUACUCGUAAGUGAUGUUUUCGUACGUUGAACAAUUAAUAGUGGUGUUUAGUUUUCGAAAUGUAAAAUUUUGCAUAGUACCCGAGUAGUGUCGCGCAAUUUGUUUUAUCUUACUGCAAUAGAUCUGUUUUAUUUUAUAUUAUAAUUGUUAUAUGUUAUUGUAAUAAUAUAGGCUAAUGACUAAUAUGGCUUAACUACCAAAAUAUUUUUAGCAGUUCGCUUUGUAUUCAGUAUUAAAGAAUUUGUUUUUGAAUUUUCGGUGACAAAAGCUAGUGAGUUGCUGGAAAUUUAUUUGUAUAUCGAGCAAAUUAAACCAUACAAAGUAUAUAGUUAGUAAUUAAUUGUUAGAUUUGUGUGACUUGGAUUAUUUAAAGCUUUUAGAGCAAAGGUAAAGUGUUAUUGUGGUUUAAGAAAAAAAAAACAUAAUGACAUUGUAAAAAUAGUGAUAAAUUUAGCUUAAUUAUUACCAUUAUUACAACUUUUAUAGAUGUUCAUUGAUUUUCUUUUCUUACUUCAUGGACUAUUGUGGCAUUGGAGACGUCAUUGUUAAUUCAAAUAAAUUUGAGCUCAUCCUCAAUCGAAGUUUUCAUUCAUCCGAUAUCCCUUCGCUGUUGCGAUCAAUCAAGUCUCCAAACAGAAACCCGAACAAACUUAGUAAUUCUUCGAAGAUUGUAUUAAAGUUUCGAGUUUCUACUUUGCCCUAUUCUAUUUGCACCCAAAGACAUUUCUAACAAGCUAUCGCGCUCUUGUUCUGUUUUGUCAAUCUUCUUGUUAUAUUCGAGAAAAUAUAAGUAUAUUAUUAAUAGGUCUAUAGUUUAGGAUAUCUAAAAUUAGAUAUAAUUAUAUCGACAGUUGAGCUUUGGAAAUUGCUUUGUAGAUUAACUGCUUUUAUGCGUCUUAUUGUAAAACGAGUUUUUGUGAGUAAUAUAUUACAAAAUACUGUACUUAUAUAAGAAUUGGUUUUACAAUGAAGACGUUAAGUUUGUGGGCGUGAUUGCUAUCAAAUCUUAUUUCAAUAAUUAUUCAUUUGUGGCAGUGUUGUAUUUAUGUUAUAAUUAGUGUUAAAGCAUUAUAGGGUCCAAAGAUUGGGAAUAAAAAUAUGUGACAAAAAUAA
Pararge aegeria (speckled wood butterfly) is the source of this 8398-nucleotide messenger RNA. RefSeq names its product protein couch potato (gene cpo). Gene Ontology annotation, molecular function: mRNA binding. The transcript has 10 exons. NCBI's taxonomy places the organism in Eukaryota, Metazoa, Arthropoda, Insecta, Lepidoptera, Nymphalidae. The coding region runs from base 835 to 1806 and encodes 323 amino acids. The record is from RefSeq and is a predicted model, not a curated record.